GCCAGACCCCACUCCUGACCGCCGGGCAGGUUGGCUCCCCUCAGCUCUCGGGCCCUCAGCUGCAGCCUGCACCACCCGGGCACCUCAUCACCGCCAUUUACCCCUCGCCUGCCUCUGCCAGCCUUGCCACGACAACCCCGAGCCUGGUCUACACGGCCUCACCGUCAGUGACCAGCACCGCUCCACCAGCUGCCAUCUUGCCCAAGACGCCGAGUGGCAUCGUGCAGCAGCAGCAGGCAUCAGUGCCCGCCUCCACGGUCACAGCACCGCCAGGGGCUCAGCACGGAGUGGGCGUAGUGACCCCCGUAUCGUCACAGGGGCCGGGCACUCCCGUACAGGGGAGCUUGCCGUUCAGUUUGAGGCCCGCGCGGCCCCUACAGAAACAGCAAGGAGGGCCAGCUGGAGGAGCAACAGGGGCAAAGGCCAAGGGCCCGGGUGCUAGCCUUGCCCCCUCCAGCCUGCACGAGCCAGCGGGCAGUACCCGGGGAGCGGGUAAACCGCUGGAGGGCCCCCCCGAGACUGCUCAGCGCCCAGGCCCGGAGGAGGAAGCGUGUACACAUGAACCCUUGGAGGACAAGGCCUCGAGGCCGCCUACUACCGACGAGGAAGGGCAGGAGGUACCGGCCUCGCUGCAGCCCUGCCAGCAGCGGGACUCCGGGGUUCCCCUCUCAACUGGGACUCCCGCUGAGGACAGGGCCCCCCGCGAGUCCAGCCCCCAGGCCGGAGAUCCUGGGAAGUUCACAGCGAGUACAGAGUGGCGUGGCCCUCCGACAGACUCUCGCUCGGAGGCUCCAUCAAGCUCUCAGGCCCCAGCAGGCUGUGGUGAGCUGGCCAAACCUUCAGGGAGCUCCUCCUCAGACAGCACCGACAGGAAGGAGCAGCCGAAGAAGCUGAAAGUGAGACCACCACCUCUGAAGAAAACCUUUGAUUCUGUGGACAAGUGA
Rhincodon typus (whale shark) is the source of this 944-nucleotide messenger RNA. RefSeq names its product protein capicua homolog. Lineage: Eukaryota; Metazoa; Chordata; Chondrichthyes; Orectolobiformes; Rhincodontidae. The transcript is spliced from 3 exons. The record is from RefSeq and is a predicted model, not a curated record. The annotation marks the transcript as partial.